AUGGGUGAACGUGUGGUGCGUGGAGAGAUGGGUGUGCACAGUGCAUCACUUGACCUCAUCACACCUGUACAGCCAAACGUAGACUCACACACAAACACCAAAACUCCUUACAGUGUGAAGAGCCACACAGAUGCGACUAACCUUGCAGAGGGCGGUACAGACGAUCCGAUGGCAACUGGACCGACCAGCAUCCUCAAAAAGACUGGACACGAGCCGGGUUCGGACUUCGAGGGGGGCAUAACAGAGGGCAGGGCACACCACGGAGGUCUGAGUGCUGGCCCUGGUGGCAUGGGAGACUGGAACAUGACGAGUCGAAGGUUCAAUAAACUGGAUUUGACGGGAGGGUACGGUAAACAUGCGACGAACAGGUCUCUCUUCAUAUUCAAUGAAGGAAAUUUUAUCAGGAAAUCAGCGCAGACUAUCAUCGAAUGGGGAUAUCCUUUUUUAUGCUCUUAA
Molecule: messenger RNA, 456 nt
Organism: Helobdella robusta
Lineage: Eukaryota; Metazoa; Annelida; Clitellata; Rhynchobdellida; Glossiphoniidae
Exons: 3
Coding region: 1-456 (151 amino acids)
Source: RefSeq, a predicted model, not a curated record